This is a messenger RNA of Chelonia mydas (Green sea turtle), 779 nucleotides long. RefSeq names its product interferon alpha inducible protein 6 (gene IFI6). The transcript is spliced from 5 exons. The record is from RefSeq and is a predicted model, not a curated record. Lineage: Eukaryota; Metazoa; Chordata; Testudines; Cheloniidae. Gene Ontology annotation, biological process: apoptotic signaling pathway. Gene Ontology annotation, cellular component: mitochondrion; membrane. The coding region runs from base 226 to 630 and encodes 134 amino acids.
ACUAGGAGAAAUGAGACAGCCCCAGGGGAAGAGCAGGUGAAUUGCACAGGGGACCAUCCCAGCUUGGGUGGAGCAAAGGAAUAGGGAUAAAAAGGGGCAGCUGGCUGGCUUGUGUCCUGUAGCAGCUCUGCCUCCUGAUCUGCAGGGAGGUGGUGGCUUGUCCUCGGCUCUACUGGGUACAGCUGUGCAAGGUGCCUACCAGGAAGAAAACCCCACUCGGGUGCCAUGUGGCGGCAAUCCCAGCUUCUCUUCCUGGUGUGUCUGAUUCUGUCCAGUGGCUCUGCUGACAAGUUUAUAGAUGAUGAAGAGGAGGAUGGCUGCACAUUAAUAGAUGCUCUCCCAUACAUGGUCGUGGGCGGAGUUGCUCUGAUGUACGGAGGACCAGCCCUGGUGGGUGCAUUGGGGUUCCAGGCCACCGGCAUAGCAGCCAAGUCCGUGGGUUCCUGGUUGAUGAGCUGGUCUGCCAUAAGUUCAGGAGGCGGCGUGCCUGCAGGGGGAGUCGUGGCCACGCUCCAGAGCCUCGGGGCUAAAGCAGGCAGCAUGGCCUGGGGAUCGAUUGGCUCCAAGAUGGGCUACGCUGCCCACCAGAACUUCAUCUGUGGCAAGAAACGGAAGUCCAAGAAGCAGUAAUCCCCUUUCCCCUCUCGCCGGCUGUCGGGAAAGCUACCGCUGGGCUCUUGAUACCGAGCCUGGGCAUAGGUGUAGUUUGACUUCUGUAUGAAGGUGUUUGAUGUAAUUCCUUCUGAAAUAAAUAGGCAUGUUUGGCCAGGUCUACACUA